CCUGUAGUCAGUUUUUCGAAUCUGCUCUAACAACAUAUACAAUCAAUUUAGCGCAGCCCAACAACCAUGGCAGAUCAUAAAGAAAAGAAGAGGAAACAUAACGAGGAUGCUGGUCCACGGCCAAAGAAAAAGGUAGCCGUUCAAGCUCCUUCACAACCUAUACAGCCAAAUAUCGUCAAAGUCUCCUCCAUCCAGACGGCCAAAAGCUAUCCUCCAAUAAUAGCAACCUCUCCCGGUCUCUGUGUUCCCGAUUCGAUUAAAUUUCAGACAUAUAUAUCAUCGCAGCCUGCAGGUUCCAGGCGAAGCAAGAAGACAGAUGCGCACAAACCUAGCCUCCUCCUACAUUCAUCCUCACACAGCAAGUUAGAUUAUACGGCAAAGGAAGAUGGACCUGGUGGUCGGGAGUCGCAUCUUAAGCAUUAUAUCGGGGUUUUCGAUCCGAAGACGGGCCAGCUGUCAGUUGUAGAAGCCAAGAAGAUGGCUGUUAGAGGUACGGUUCGAGCACAGAAACCUCCAGAGGAAGAUGCAGAAGAUAGAAAAGCCUCCAAGACGAUGAUGGAAUUACGCAACAAUCUUGGCGAAGCAUUUGGAACCAAGAAAGCAAAGAAGGCGCUUGCUGCAAUUACUGAGAAUGCUAUUGCUCCAGAAAAAGCCGUUGCCGAUGCAGACGGAAACCCGCAAAAGCUCAGCUCUUCCUCCAUGGCACUAAUGGAUUCUAUCAACGACGUAACCGUAGGAAUGGCAUCUAAGGAAGAUCUUCAAGCAGUGGCCGACGCAGCGAAGCCGGUACCACCAGGAAAUUUUGAUGCCCAAGAGAUACAGGAUGUGUAUACUAUCGAAGGGUUGAUUGGGGGCGAAAUAUUGAAUGCCAUUCCGAUUAGAGACUGGCAAGAGCAACUUAAGAGCGGAAAAAACGCCGAAAUACCGACCAAAUUCAUUGCUGACCGAUUCCGGGCCAUUGGAGAAGGACCAAACCCAGUGCACAGACUUCGAGCUCUUCGGUAUCUAGAGUUCCUUAUCAAAUUCGUCAAGAGUACUAAACCAGGAAAGGAGAGAGGCACAAAACGGCUCCCGCCAAAAGACAAGCUCAGGGAGAUAAUGAAGCCUGCGCCAGAACCCGUUAUCGAGAACAUUAGGCGAAAGUUCUCGUCUAACGCAGAGAUGAGGAAGUUCCAUACCGAUUUGGUGUAUACUUAUUGUUGUGCUCUCGCGGCGAUACUGUCGAACUACAGCUUCGAUACAAGCUCUAUUAGAUACGACCUGAGUCUAGACGAGAAGCAGUUCGGACAGUAUUUCCGCGAGAUUGGUGGCAAGGUUAAAACUGCAAAGGGUGCAGAGAAAGGCACUCAUGUGCAAGUAGCGCAGUUGGCUUUGCCAUUAGAAUUCCCGAAGGUCAGAUAUCAACGCCCACGAGGGCGUUAAUACAUUAUAAAUAGGGGACAUGCCACGACGCCUCACGCAUUUCUAGCGCAUUUUAGAGCCUUGAGAAGUAGACGGUGGAGUAUUACCUUAGUAAUUUCAGAGUUACGAAUGCUUUACGAGUUACCGGUGAAUUUUUGUUUUUGAAAUAUCCUCACCAUAUCAUUCUGGACUAAUAAUAAAAUUGAUCAAAUAUAUCGUCAGGCGUUGGCUGUGCUAAUUGAGGAUUAGUUCUGCUAAGCCGGUUUAACGGAAAGGACCUGGUUCAUCGCCAUAAUCUAACCGGAGCCGGUGUAUAAUCCCGGAGCGGAC
Molecule: messenger RNA, 1731 nt
Organism: Daldinia vernicosa
Lineage: Eukaryota; Fungi; Ascomycota; Sordariomycetes; Xylariales; Hypoxylaceae
Product: RNA polymerase I associated factor, A49-like protein
Exons: 3
Coding region: 67-1422 (451 amino acids)
Biological process (GO): transcription elongation by RNA polymerase I; RNA polymerase I preinitiation complex assembly; nucleolar large rRNA transcription by RNA polymerase I
Cellular component (GO): RNA polymerase I complex
Molecular function (GO): DNA binding
Source: RefSeq, a predicted model, not a curated record